CUAGAAGAAAUACAAACAAAAGUGUCGGGAUUCCCUGUAUCAAAGGCUCCCUGUACCUAACACUCGGCACAGCAUUUCACAUCCCUGAGAGGAGUAAGGAGAAUUCUUUGCUGUGAAGAAUGUUUUUGUGAAGCUUUUGAAUUACUAGAAUGCAGUUGGAUUUUGGACAGUGAACACUGAAUCUGAGACUCAUUAGUGGGCCCUGAAGCCUUGGAUUGCCUUUGAGAUGCCUGUGAUUAUGAGAGAGGAGCUAAAAAGCCUGUUAUUCCCCUGACAGCUGGGCAACAAAGGGACCCACACAUAUCUUUGGACAUAAACGCUGUGUGGAAAUACACUCAAAUUUCUCUGGAUUCCCACAGCACAGCUUGCAGCAGAUGAGGACCUGUGUUUUGCUACCAGCUGCCAUUAGUUGUUGUUUCCCCGCUGCUCUUCUGUAAGCCUAGAGCACAGCCAUGCCUGUGGGCGCCAACCAGGUGGUCCUGACGGGGCCAGUGACCCGCCACAGCCUCUGGAGCCUGUCCGAGUCCGAAUGCGCAAAGGACGAGGAGGAAGGGGGUCUAAAGAAGCAUCUGACGCCUCUGGAGCGCCUGACCAUGAACAUGUGCCACGAUGAGAAGACCAUUAAGGAAGUACUGGUAGGCCGCAGGGUGGGCUUCUACCAGGUUCGUGGACAGAUUGGCUACGGAAGCUUCUCCAAGGUCAAGCUGGCCUUCCAUGCACUCACAAAAGACAAGGUUGCCAUCAAGGUUCUGGACAAGACCCGUCUGGAUGGGCAGUCCCAGCGCAUGCUGUCCAGGGAGAUCUCGAGCAUGGAGACCCUGCAGCACCCGAACGUAGUGCGCCUGUACGAGGUGGUGGAGACGCCCAGCCGGAUGUACAUGGUGCUGGAGUAUGCUGGAGGUGGCGACCUCCACACCAGGAUCACCACGGAGGGCAGGCUGUCAGAUGGCGUCAGCAAGAUAGUCUUUGCCCAGAUCCUGUCUGCCAUCAAACACAUGCAUGAAAAUAAUGUCAUUCAUCGAGAUCUGAAAGCAGAGAAUGUGCUGUUCACCUGCGAUGCCUGUAUCAAGGUGGCCGACCUAGGCUUUAGCACCAGGGUCAAGCAUCGGAGCGACAUCUUGGACACUUUUUGUGGCUCUCCCCCGUACGCCGCCCCCGAGCUCUUCCGUGACGACAACUACGUCGGGCCGCCCGUGGACAUCUGGGCCAUGGGGGUGCUGCUGUACUUCAUGGUGACGGGCACCAUGCCCUUCCGGGCGGACACGGUCAGCAAGCUGCGACGCUGCAUCCUGGAGGGCACCUACUCCAUCCCCACGUGGAUGUCGGCGCCGUGCCAGCGGCUGAUCCGGGGCAUCCUGCGCCAGGAGCCAGCUGACCGCUUCGCCCUGGACCAAAUGCUGGGCUGCGAGUGGCUGCUGCCGGUGGAGAUGUGCCGGCCGCCCGCGCCGCUGAAGCUCAACCCCACCUACCUGAUCGACGCUGACCCGAACGACCUGCAGGAGGAGGAGGAGGAGGUCAAGGCACGAAUGGAGGAGCUGGGCAUCACCAUGGAGCACAUCAACAACAACCAGGGCAAAGGAAGCCGCUGUGCCAUCACUGGGGUCUACCGCAUCCUGCUCCACCGCGCUCAGAGAAGUCGCGGAGUAGAGAGUCUACCGGUCAUCGAGGGUGUGGUGAAAGACCCUAAAAGGGACAGUCUGCGUGCCUAUAGGGGCCUGCGGCACACAUCAAAGUUUUGUGUCAUUGCAUGAUAGGACUAAACAGAUAUUUGCCUAAAUAGACCCACAACUUUUAUGGAUGGGCACAUUGCACAAUGUUUUGAAGCACAAAGAGAGCUCAUUUCUUGCAUAGAAUACUGCAGCAAAAUGAAUGGUAAGUAUCAUGUUAUGGUUAUGGUUAUGGGAUUUGGUAGACGCUUUCAUCCAAAGCGACAUAGAAAUAACAACAAUACAAUAGUUACAUUUAACAGUGAACAGUUUAAAAUGUUGGUAUAAGACUGCAUUAAGGAGAAUAAUAAUA
This is a messenger RNA of Alosa sapidissima (American shad), 2019 nucleotides long. It is a transcript of the gene nim1kb, whose product is annotated as NIM1 serine/threonine protein kinase. Gene Ontology annotation, molecular function: protein serine/threonine kinase activity; ATP binding; tau-protein kinase activity. Gene Ontology annotation, biological process: protein phosphorylation; microtubule cytoskeleton organization; intracellular signal transduction. The record is from RefSeq and is a predicted model, not a curated record. Gene Ontology annotation, cellular component: cytoplasm. Lineage: Eukaryota; Metazoa; Chordata; Actinopteri; Clupeiformes; Clupeidae. The transcript is spliced from 4 exons. The coding region runs from base 453 to 1751 and encodes 432 amino acids.